ACCUCCUUCCCGCCUCCCCUCCCUCCCUCUCGCUCUCACACACUCAUGUGCGCGCGCACACACGCGCGCGCGCGUGCACACACAUUCUCAUUUCCCUCUCCAGUGGCAGCGGAUUGUUGGGCAUUCUCAAUCUCCCUCCCCCACCCCUUCAGCCAGUUCUUAAAGGAGCAAGCCGGCAAUCUUGGAUGGCGGGAGAAAUGGAGGAAAACUAAAUAUUCUCGUGUGUGUGUGUGUGUGUGUGUGUGUGUGUGUGUGUGUCGCGCAUACGCCCACACAAUUCUGUCCAUGUGGAAGCCUGUGUGUGUGCCUGUGUAUAUGUGUUACAUGUGCAGUACUGUGUGUGUGGGUCCUUUACUGUUUCUGUUUCCACCUAUGUGUCGCCAUGAUGUUGUGUGUGUCUUGCAUAUUUACCUAUGCAGUGUAUGUGACUAUAUUUCAGUAAGUCUCUGUGUCUCUCUGAAUGUAUGUGAGUCACUGGCUCUGUGAGGCUGUCUCCAAAUGUGGGACUAUCGUGAAGAUCCCUAUGGGUUGCGAAUGUAUGUCUCUGCAAGUGAGUAUCACGGUGUGAUUCUGGCUUAGUCUCUCACUUGCUCUUUGGGUCUUUGUGAGUUUAUUUCUGUGAGCCUCUGAGUCUGUGUCUCCCACAUGCCUUGGUUUAUUUGACACUGACUGAACGUCAGUCAACAAUGCUUAAGGGUGCUGGGCAAAAGGACUUCUGCCUCAGUCCUGACACUGUAGAUUCGAGAUAGCCAACAGAAAAGACUAAAGUUUCAGGAUUUGGGAGCUAUGAGGACCGAGGGGAGCUAUGAGGAAGGGAAUGAGAGGGUCUCAGGACCCUGACAAAUGGCUGGCUGCCCUGUUCUGCCUCGGGGUGAGGAGCCUCUCUAUGGGAUCCUUCGCCUAGCUGCUACUUUACAUUGCUGUGCCUCGCUGUCCCAGAAUGAGUUUAAGGAUCUUAACCAUGCCUGAUGUGGAGGUCCCUGUGUGGCUUUUCCAGGUCCCAGGGGCUAGGUAGCUCGUGUUCACACAGCAUGCAGAGUGACCUAAGCUCCGUUUCCAGUUCUCGCCACUACAUGCAACUCUGAACUCCAUUAGCCAUGGAGGUUUUGUUAGACAGGCUGGCACAAUAAACUAUCUCAGAGGUGAAGUUGGGGACUGUGGAGUUAUAAUGACAAAAUCUGGACACUGACAAUUCCCUUGGAUUUUUCCAACCAUGGCCAGGAACAUAGAAUGGUUCUGACUGGCAGUGGAGAUCAGCUCUGGGUCCCUGGAAGAUUGGGUAUAUGAAACCUCUCCUAACUCUAAAGGAAUAGCCCAAGCCUAGUAGGGCCCAAAGAUCUCCGCUGUAGCCCUCCCAGACCCUCCUGGAUGACUCAUACUUCCCUCUUUCCACAGGCCUGUCUGGCCCUGAGGAAGUUCCCUUUCUGAAGCUGUGGUGCUUGGACGACCUGCUCUCUCCGUGGCUGGGCACCUGUAGGUGUCCCUUGAGAGCUCAGUUUUGAGGUUCAAGUCAGUGUGGCCAUGAAGGGGCUGUCUGUUGGGCUGGUGCUGUGACCCUGGAGUCGGCCUCUCCUGCCAGUCCCUCUGCCCAGAACAUGUGGCUGCAGCUUGGCUCGCCCUUGCUGUCCCUGAGCCCCAAGCCCACUGUUGGCCGGAGCCUGUGUCUCAUCCUGUGGUUCCUCAGCUUGGUGCUGAGGGUCAGUGCCCAGGCCCCAGCACCCACAGUCAAUACUCACUUUGGGAAGCUAAGGGGUGCCCGGGUACCAUUACCAAGUGAGAUCCUUGGGCCUGUGGACCAGUACCUUGGGGUGCCCUACGCAGCUCCCCCAAUCGGCGAGAAACGUUUUCUGCCCCCUGAGCCACCCCCAUCCUGGUCGGGCAUCCGGAACGCCACACACUUUCCCCCAGUGUGCCCCCAGAACAUCCACACAGCUGUGCCCGAAGUCAUGCUGCCCGUCUGGUUCACUGCCAACUUGGAUAUCGUUGCGACUUACAUCCAGGAGCCCAAUGAAGACUGCCUCUACUUGAACGUCUAUGUGCCCACGGAGGAUGUAAAGCGGAUUUCCAAGGAAUGCGCCAGAAAGCCCAACAAGAAAAUAUGUAGGAAAGGAGGAUCCGGCGCUAAGAAACAGGGCGAGGACUUAGCGGAUAAUGACGGGGAUGAAGAUGAAGAUAUCCGGGACAGUGGCGCUAAGCCUGUCAUGGUCUACAUUCAUGGUGGCUCUUACAUGGAAGGGACAGGCAACAUGAUUGAUGGCAGUGUCCUCGCCAGUUAUGGCAACGUCAUCGUCAUCACCCUCAACUAUCGAGUUGGGGUGCUAGGUUUCCUGAGCACUGGAGAUCAAGCUGCCAAAGGCAACUAUGGGCUCCUUGACCAAAUCCAGGCCCUUCGCUGGGUGAGUGAGAAUAUUGCCUUCUUUGGUGGAGAUCCCCGCCGUAUUACUGUCUUCGGCUCUGGCAUUGGGGCGUCCUGUGUCAGCCUCCUCACACUAUCACAUCACUCUGAGGGGCUUUUCCAGAGGGCCAUCAUCCAAAGUGGUUCUGCUCUGUCCAGCUGGGCUGUGAACUACCAACCAGUGAAGUACACCAGCCUGCUGGCAGACAAAGUGGGCUGUAACGUGCUAGACACCGUGGAUAUGGUGGACUGCCUUCGACAAAAAAGUGCCAAGGAGCUGGUAGAGCAGGACAUCCAGCCGGCCCGCUACCAUGUGGCCUUUGGCCCUGUGAUUGAUGGUGAUGUCAUUCCUGAUGACCCUGAGAUCCUCAUGGAACAGGGCGAGUUCCUCAACUAUGACAUCAUGCUAGGUGUCAACCAGGGUGAGGGUCUCAAGUUUGUGGAAGGGGUGGUGGACCCAGAGGAUGGUGUCUCUGGCACUGACUUUGACUAUUCAGUCUCCAACUUUGUGGACAAUCUGUAUGGCUAUCCUGAGGGUAAGGACACCCUGCGGGAGACCAUCAAGUUCAUGUACACAGACUGGGCAGACCGCGACAACCCUGAGACCCGCCGUAAGACACUGGUGGCACUCUUCACUGACCAUCAGUGGGUGGAGCCCUCAGUAGUGACCGCGGAUCUUCAUGCCCGUUAUGGCUCACCAACCUACUUCUAUGCCUUCUACCAUCACUGCCAGAGCCUCAUGAAGCCUGCUUGGUCAGAUGCAGCUCAUGGGGAUGAAGUACCCUAUGUUUUUGGGGUCCCUAUGGUAGGCCCCACCGACCUCUUUCCCUGCAACUUCUCCAAGAAUGAUGUUAUGCUCAGUGCUGUGGUCAUGACCUACUGGACCAACUUUGCCAAGACUGGGGAUCCUAACAAGCCGGUCCCCCAGGAUACCAAGUUCAUUCACACCAAGGCCAAUCGCUUUGAAGAAGUGGCUUGGUCCAAAUACAAUCCCCGAGACCAGCUCUACCUUCACAUCGGGCUGAAACCAAGGGUUCGCGACCAUUACCGGGCCACUAAGGUAGCCUUUUGGAAACACCUGGUGCCCCAUCUAUACAACCUGCAUGACAUGUUCCACUAUACGUCCACAACCACCAAAGUGCCGCCCCCGGAUACCACCCACAGCUCCCACAUUACCCGCAGGCCCAAUGGCAAGACCUGGAGCACCAAGCGGCCAGCCAUCUCACCUGCCUACAGCAACGAGAAUGCCCAAGGGUCCUGGAAUGGGGACCAGGAUGCAGGGCCACUCCUGGUGGAGAACCCUCGUGACUACUCUACUGAAUUAAGUGUCACCAUUGCUGUGGGUGCCUCCCUGCUGUUCCUUAAUGUUCUGGCCUUCGCUGCCCUCUACUACCGUAAGGACAAACGGCGCCAGGAACCCCUUCGACAGCCUAGCCCUCAAAGGGGUGCUGGGGCCCCUGAGUUGGGAGCUGCUCCAGAGGAGGAGCUGGCAGCAUUACAGCUGGGCCCCACCCAUCAUGAGUGUGAGGCAGGUUCCCCCCAUGACACACUGCGCCUCACUGCACUGCCCGACUACACCCUGACGCUGCGGCGCUCCCCUGAUGACAUCCCACUCAUGACCCCCAACACCAUCACUAUGAUUCCCAACUCCCUGGUAGGGCUGCAGACGUUGCACCCCUACAACACCUUUGCCGCAGGAUUCAACAGUACUGGGCUGCCCCACUCACACUCCACUACCCGAGUAUAGCUCCAGCCUGGAGCACCACUCGUCUCUCACCCUCUCCCAAAUCCACAAACGCGCACACACACAUACACACACACACACACACAUACAGACAUGUGUACAAGCACGCACCCACACCCUACAGCAAAUCCACCUGCACAAACAGAUGUGGACAUGCACCUGCAUGUACAAAAACCUGAGCAAGCCCUUCAAAUGAGGACUCAAAAUAGUCCUUCGUAAACUGAGGGCUCAUGGACCAACAGCUGAGCCCGACCACAGACACCCCUGGAGGCCUGAAAGCAGUGGCUGGACACCCUCUUGGUGCUCGCCUCCAGCCUCUCUCGGAGCUGUACCACCAACCCACGCCAGACUUGGGAGCUUUAAGGAGCGGAGUAGCUCUUCCUCCCCAAGACUUGAUCUUUAUCUGGGUCUUGUUUGGUUUCGUUUUGUUUUAUUUUGGAGCAAAUGCUUCUCCAACUCAUGAGUGCAAAGAGGCUCUGGAACCCUCAGUGUUCACACAGUCAGACCAAGGAGCAGGACCCUCAAGAAAGAAACGUGUGAGCAAGACCAUGGAACGGAAGGAAGGAGGGGCCAACGAUGGGGCUGAAGGACCAUAGGAGAGAGCUCUCCAACCAGCUCUGCCCCUUUGAAGGGCUGUAGAAAUGGCAGGGUGAACUGCUUCCCACAGAGGCCAGCAGGAUUGUCCUGGCUAGAUCAAGGGACCCUACAUUUGGUCAACAUCGUUCUGAGGAGGUCCUUGGGCCCCUGGGUUCUGCCUCUGCCUUUGGGGUCAUGCUAUCAAAAAUUCACCCCAUUUUCUUUAUAGUCGCUUUUGUGUCUGUCAUUUCUCUUUCAAAAAGGCAGUAUUUUUUGUUGUUGGCUUUUUUUUUAUGAAAAGUUCUUAAAACACUAACGGAAACCCAUGGAGUUUGUCCUUUGUAAAAAUUUUAAACACCGUGUCUUGAUAUAAAAAUAAAAAAUCCAGUUAGCACUCCCAA
This is a messenger RNA of Echinops telfairi (small Madagascar hedgehog), 5116 nucleotides long. RefSeq names its product neuroligin 3 (gene NLGN3). Gene Ontology annotation, molecular function: signaling receptor activity; neurexin family protein binding. The record is from RefSeq and is a predicted model, not a curated record. The coding region runs from base 1596 to 4142 and encodes 848 amino acids. Gene Ontology annotation, cellular component: cell surface; postsynaptic specialization membrane; synapse. Lineage: Eukaryota; Metazoa; Chordata; Mammalia; Afrosoricida; Tenrecidae. The transcript is spliced from 7 exons. Gene Ontology annotation, biological process: chemical synaptic transmission; presynaptic membrane assembly; modulation of chemical synaptic transmission.